AUGGCAUCUACCACGUUUCCGUUACCAGGAAUAGAGCAUGGCGAACGUAUACUCACCGCGGUGAUCGAACAGCGCGCUAAAGAUGAUGCCAGUGAGCCUUGGCUAUCUGUCCCGCUAGACGAGACGAAUCUGUCUAUUGGUUACAAGGACCUCACCUUUUGGCAACUGAACAAUGCGGCCAAUCGCGCUGCACAUUGGUUGAGUGAAAAUCUCCCCACUGGCGAGCCAUUUCAAUGCUUCGCCUACGCUGGUCCAAAAGAUCUCCGUUAUCCGAUUUUGGCUGUCGCGGCAGCCAAGGUACAGAAGGUGAUGGUACUGCCGUCACAAUUAGUCACUCCAGAGGCCCAGUUGCAAAUUCUUGAAAAGAAAGGCUGUGGGCUUUAUCUUAAGCCCGAGGAAAUGACUGACUCUGUAGCAGGAAUGUUAAAGGGCACCUCGCAUAUCCAGCCUAUUACCAUACCAGGCCUGGAAUAUUUCUUGAAUGAAACAGAGGCUAGCCCGGUAAAAUACCCAAAGUCAUGGGCAGAAGGCAAAGAUGAUCCUUGGUUGGUUUUUCACACUUCCGGAACAACAGGGAACCCUAAACCUAUUACCUAUUCACACCAAAUGAUGGCCGGAGCGGAAGUAGCGGCUUCUCUCCCUGAUAUCGAGGAGACUCAUAUACAUCAAUACGCCCAAAGAAGAUGGUAUACGCCUUUGCCGUCACUACAUUUUGUUGGAAUGCUUAUGACGCUAUCUAUGACGACCUUUGUCAAUAUGACAGCUGUGAUUGGCCCUGCUGGACCCCCAUCUCCAACUAUUAUCACGGAAGUCUUCCGUCACGGACGCGUGGAGGGGGCCCUGCUUCCUCCAGUACUCAUUGACGCCCUCUGUCUCUCUCCUAACGGCCUUCAGGCCCUAAAGGACCUACAAUAUAUUCACUUUGCUGGUGCCCCGCUGUCUGCUAAGUCUGCAGAGCUCCUUGUUCCAUAUACACAGGUGGUACCUUGUGUUGGUAGCACAGAAGCUGGCGGUUACUUCACAACUAUACAUGGCAAACCUGAUGCAUGGGAUUACCUUGCCUUCCAGAGACAUGCGGGAGCCACCUUUGAGCAGCGAUUAGGUGACCUCCACGAGCUUGUAUUUAUCCGUAAUCCGGAUUGUGCGAUGCAGCAGAUAUUUUCCGUAUAUCCAGACCGUGACCGAUUUGAGACGAAUGACUUAUGGGUUAAGCACCCUACUAAAAAAGGUCUAUGGAAGAUCAUUGGCCGGAGCGACGAUUAUGUUUGUUUCUCUCAUGGGGAUGGAUUGCAUGCUUCGCUUCUAGAGCCUGAAAUCACGGCUCAUCCCAGUGUCAAUAAUGCACUCAUCGGAGGGCAUGGAAGACAGUCACCUGUGCUCUUAGUGGAGUUUGUUGAAGGUGCGGAAGACGAUGGGACUCGUGAGGGGCUGCUGGAGAGUCUACGACCCUAUAUUGACAAACUUAACGCACGAUGCCAUGCCUCGGUUCGGAUCUCACUAGAAAAGGUGAUCAUUGCUUCUAGGGAGAAGCUAUUUAUCACAACCAUCAAAGGGAGCGUGGCGAGAUUGCAGACGUUGCGCUUGUAUGAGGAUGAGAUUGCUGCACUGUUCACUUAG
Messenger RNA from Penicillium atrosanguineum, 1617 nucleotides. RefSeq names its product putative AMP-binding enzyme. Lineage: Eukaryota; Fungi; Ascomycota; Eurotiomycetes; Eurotiales; Aspergillaceae. Bases 1 to 1617 code for a protein of 538 amino acids. The transcript is spliced from 4 exons. The record is from RefSeq and is a predicted model, not a curated record.